Molecule: messenger RNA, 2067 nt
Organism: Rhodamnia argentea
Lineage: Eukaryota; Viridiplantae; Streptophyta; Magnoliopsida; Myrtales; Myrtaceae
Product: ACT domain-containing protein ACR3
Exons: 9
Coding region: 485-1837 (450 amino acids)
Source: RefSeq, a predicted model, not a curated record
CUGAUAUUUAAAGAGCAGAGGCGCUCUAGAUCCACGCAGUCUCUCACGGUUCCUUCCAUAUUUUAUUAUGCACGCAGAGAGAGAGAGAGAGAGAGAGAGUGAGUGAGUUGUGGGGGAAGUGUUAAUCCAACGUAGAAAGCUGAUGAUCAAAUCGAAAAACCCAAAAAGAAACGUCGAAAGCUGAGGUACGAGAAUUGCCGUCAUUUAAAAUAGGAUGAACAAGAGUAGUGGAGGGUUUGGUUCGUGCUUUGAUAUUACUGGCACUGGGCGACCGCUUUGUGGCGUUGGGCGAGCAGUAACGAUCUCCACGGAGAUGUGAAGAGACAAAAGCUCCUUCUUUUCUUGCAGAUUAUGCUAUCAUGAUAGGAGCAUAUCUUCAAAUUACAGAGAGGAACAGUGAUUGCGGUAAUUCUGAAAUCCAGUUUAUGGCCUCAAGAAGGUUAAAGAGAUAGAGACCACCUUCCUUGUGUGAAUUUUCUUUAUAAUGGCUAAAGUCUGUUGGCCAUACUUCGAUCCUGAGUAUGAGAACCUCAGCACAAGGAUCAACCCUCCGAGGGUGUCUGUAGACAAUACCAGUUGCAGCGAUUGCACACUUGUCAAGGUUGAUAGCAUGAAUAAACCUGGGAUACUGCUAGAAGUUGUACAAAUACUGUCAGACCUUGAUCUUAUCAUCACCAAGGCCUACAUCUCCUCUGAUGGAGGAUGGUUUAUGGACGUGUUUCAUGUCACUGAUCACCACGGAAAGAAACUCACGGAUUCUAAAACCAUUGACUAUAUAGAGAAAGCUUUAGGUCCAAAUGGCCACCGCACAGAUCGAACCAAGACCUGGCCGGGUAAAAGAGUUGGAGUGCACUCAAUUGGUGAUCACACAGCUAUCGAGCUCAUUGGCAGAGACCGCCCAGGUCUCCUAUCUGAAAUCUCUGCUGUCCUAGCAAACCUUGACAUUAACGUGGUAGCUGCUGAAGUUUGGACACACAAUAGGAGAAUAGCUUGCGUCCUUUACGUCAACGAUAAGAUUAACUGCCGUGCGGUGGAUGAUCCAAACAGACUAUCAAUAAUGGAAGAGCAGCUCAAAAACAUCAUCCGCGGGGAUGACGAUGAUGAGAAAGUGGGCCGCACCAGUUUCUCCAUGGGGUUCACGCAUGUUGAUCGGCGACUGCACCAGAUGUUUUUCGCCGAUAAGGAUUAUGAAAAUUGUGGGGUGACAACCGAUGCGGACAAGUAUUCUCCCUUGAUGAAACCCAAAAUCACCGUUGAGCAUUGUAAGGAGAAGGGGUAUUCGGUGGUUAGUGUGAGAUCCAAAGACCGAGCGAAGCUACUUUUUGACAUAGUGUGCACGCUCACAGACAUGCAGUAUGUUGUUUCUCAUGCUACCAUAUCGUCAGAUGGCCCAGAUGCAUCACAGGAGUAUUACAUUCGUCAUAUGGAUGGUUGCACUCUUGAUAGUGAAGGAGAGAAGGAAAGGGUCAUAAAAUGUCUGGAAGCUGCGAUUCGGAGAAGAGUAAGCGAGGGUUUAAGCCUAGAGCUCUGCGCAAAGGAUAGAGUGGGACUGCUAUCUGAAGUGACGAGGAUCCUGCGAGAGAACGGGCUGUCGGUUACGAGAGCGGGAGUCACCACGGUCGGGGAGCAAGCCAUGAAUGUGUUCUAUGUGAGAGAUUCCUCGGGGAACCCCGUGGACAUGAAAACCAUCGAGGCGCUUCGCAAGGAAAUCGGGCACACGAUGAUGCUGAAUGUGAAGAAGGUCCCAUCCAGUGGGAGCGCCAAGGCUCCCGAGUCCAGUAACUGGGCCAAAACAAGCUUUUUCUUCGGGAAUCUGCUGGAGAGAUUCUUGGCUUGAAAACCAAUAAAAAGCAAAGAAUGUCCAUAAAGGUUGGUAACGAGCGUUCUCCAAAUGUAUAGAGAAUAAGCCAUCUGUUGACAAAUUGUCGGCAUGGCCAUGCUUCCUUGCAUCUGUGGUGGUAACUGUAAGAUAUGAUGCUUGAAGUAUGAUUUGCUUUGAUCCUCUUUCUUGUUUUAUGACCAGAAACAUCAAAAGCUGACAUAUAAAUGUGAAACUUGCUUGUUCUU